AUGACGGAGGUAUCGUCGACCCGCCUGUAUCUCGGGAACCUUCCCCGCAACGUGACCAAGCCGGACAUCGAAGAGCACUUCAGCAGCCAUGGCAGCGGCAAAAUCACCGAGAUCAAGCUGAUGAACGGCUUCGGCUUCAUCGAAUAUGAAGAUGCAAUGGAUGCCCGGGAUGUAGUUCCUGCGUUCCAUGGCAGUGACUUCAAAGGCGAGCGGCUUACGGUUCAGUUUGCUCGUGGCCCUCGACGCAAGGAGGUCUUUCCCAGCCCUAUGGAUCGCCCCAGUGCUCCUCGACCCCGUCGCACAACGUUCCGGAUGCAAAUUUCCGGUCUCCCGGAGACAAGUUGGCAGGAUCUUAAAGAUUUCGCUCGCCAGUCUGGAUUGGAUGUGGUCUACUCCGAGACCGGCCGUGAACAAGGUAAAGGGUUUGUUGAAUUCGAGACGGCCAACGACCUGAAGACCGCCGUGGAGAAACUCGACCAGCAAGACUUCAAAGGCUCGCGCGUGACUUGCGUUGCGGAUGUAAGGCCAAUAUCCAGCCUUAUGAAGAACGUGGUGGCUACCGCGACCCAUACCGCUCUCGCUCUCCUCGCCGUGCCUAUGCCCCCAUGGAUGAAUACGACCGAAGGAUCCCCCCUCGUGGCUACAGUCCCCGUGCCCACUACCGUGAACGUUCCCCAAUGGCCAUGCGCCGAGAGUACUAUGACCGGGAUGGCUAUGGCCGCCGCACUCCCCCCCCGCCCCCGGAUGGAGGACUACCCGCCGCCGCCACCACCACCGCGCCGUCCGUACGACGACCCGUAUGAUGCGCGCCGCCCGCCUCCUCCGCCUCACUAUGAAGACCCCUACCUGGCUGCACGACCCUAUCCCCCCGUCCGCGCUCUCCCCCGCGAAGCGAAUACGUGGCUUACGACCGCCGCGGCUACUGGUAAACAGACGAUGACGCUAUGCUAA
Penicillium lagena is the source of this 951-nucleotide messenger RNA. RefSeq lists its product as uncharacterized. Gene Ontology annotation, molecular function: mRNA binding. Gene Ontology annotation, cellular component: ribonucleoprotein complex; cytoplasm; nucleus. Lineage: Eukaryota; Fungi; Ascomycota; Eurotiomycetes; Eurotiales; Aspergillaceae. The transcript has 7 exons. Bases 1 to 951 code for a protein of 316 amino acids. The record is from RefSeq and is a predicted model, not a curated record.